Drosophila subpulchrella is the source of this 607-nucleotide messenger RNA. It is a transcript of the gene maf-S, whose product is annotated as transcription factor MafG. Bases 118 to 531 code for a protein of 137 amino acids. Gene Ontology annotation, biological process: regulation of transcription by RNA polymerase II. The transcript has 2 exons. Gene Ontology annotation, cellular component: nucleus. Lineage: Eukaryota; Metazoa; Arthropoda; Insecta; Diptera; Drosophilidae. Gene Ontology annotation, molecular function: RNA polymerase II cis-regulatory region sequence-specific DNA binding; DNA-binding transcription factor activity, RNA polymerase II-specific. The record is from RefSeq and is a predicted model, not a curated record.
UUCCCUGUGAAUGGUAUCCAGCAGGUAGAAAAGAAGAAGACGCACAAUAACAACGCAAAAAAGAAAAAUCUAGCAAAAUUUUUAACACACCUAGGAAAUAAAAGAAAACCAGCAACAAUGGAAUCAAAACGUGAGAGAAAGUCUUCCUUGGAGUGCGAUUUUCAGGCCCCACUUUCGCCAUGUCCCAUUCCGGAUAUUACCGAUGAUGAUUUGGUGAGCAUUUCGGUAAGGGAUCUCAACCGAACCCUCAAGAUGCGCGGUCUGAAUCGCGAGGAGAUCGUUCGGAUGAAGCAGCGACGGCGCACCCUGAAAAAUCGUGGAUACGCCGCCAGCUGUCGGAUCAAGAGGAUCGAGCAAAAGGAUGAACUGGAGACCAAGAAGUCGUACGAAUGGACGGAACUGGAGCAAAUGCACGAGGAUAACGAGCAGGUGCGACGCGAGGUGGGCAACUGGAAGAACAAGUACAAGGCGCUGCUGCAGUUCGCCAUCCAGAACGAGAUUCCCAUUCCGAGCGAGCUGGAGGGCUGCUAGUGCCGAUUCGCCCCAGUCACAUUCCUGUUUUUGUCAAAAUUUCAAUAAACCCCAAAUGAAAACACCUGUAACUAAA